GGGUUUGCGGCGGCACCGGGAGGGGUGAGGGCGGUGAGGGCGGCGGGUGUUGGAGUGUCGGCCGCGGCCGCGGACGGAGGAGCAAUAGCAGCAGCCGUGGCGGCCACGGGGCGGGGCGCAGCGGUCGGGGACCGCGGCCGGGGCUGCAGGCGGCGGAGCGGCUGGCUUGCCAACCCUUGGUGUCACAUGUGAGCCUUCCACAUGUGUUCGCUCUCCAUUCCAGCUCUGUGAUUGAACUCUGCUCUUACUGACUAGGGGGCAUUUGGGCAGGCAUGCUUCAUUCCUGGAAUUGACAGUCAUUCCUUUUUUGAAUAUAUUAUCACUGAAUCAGCACUUCUAAAGCCCUGCCUUCUCCCACUGGCUUCACUUGGCCUUCAGACAUAAUGAGGAGACUGGCUUUUCGAGGCGCUGGUUGUGCUCUGGUAAAGCUGAAGAAGUUGGAUUCCAUGGGUUCCAAGAGAAGAAGAGCUACCUCCCCUUCCAGUAGCGUCAGUGGGGACUUUGAUGACGGGCACCAUUCUGUGUCCACACCUGGCCCAAGCAGGAAAAGGAGGAGACUUUCCAAUCUUCCAACGGUAGAUCCUAUUGCUGUGUGCCAUGAACUCUACAACACCAUCCGAGACUAUAAGGAUGAACAGGGCAGGCUCCUCUGUGAGCUCUUCAUUCGGGCACCGAAGCGAAGAAAUCAACCAGACUAUUAUGAAGUUGUGUCUCAGCCAAUUGACUUAAUGAAAAUCCAACAGAAACUAAAAAUGGAAGAAUAUGAUGAUGUUAAUCUGCUGACUGCUGAUUUCCAACUUCUUUUUAACAAUGCAAAGGCCUAUUAUAAGCCGGAUUCUCCUGAAUAUAAAGCUGCUUGCAAACUCUGGGAUCUGUACCUUCGAACAAGAAAUGAGUUUGUUCAGAAAGGAGAAGCAGAUGACGAAGAUGAUGAUGAAGAUGGGCAAGACAAUCAAGGCACAGUGACUGAAGGAUCUUCUCCAGGUUACUUAAAGGAGAUCCUGGAGCAGCUUCUUGAAGCCAUAGUUAUAGCCACAAAUCCAUCAGGACGUCUCAUUAGUGAACUUUUUCAGAAACUGCCUUCUAAAGUGCAAUAUCCAGACUAUUAUGCAAUAAUUAAGGAACCUAUAGAUCUCAAGACCAUUGCCCAGAGGAUACAGAAUGGAAGCUACAAGAGUAUUCAUGCAAUGGCCAAAGACAUAGAUCUCCUAGCAAAAAAUGCCAAAACUUACAAUGAGCCCGGUUCUCAAGUAUUCAAGGAUGCAAAUUCUAUUAAAAAAAUAUUUUAUAUGAAAAAGGCAGAAAUUGAACAUCAUGAAAUGGCUAAGUCAAGCCUUCGAAUAAGGACUUCAUCAAAUUUGGCUGCAACCAGGCUGACAGGCCCUUCGCACAGUAAAGGCAGCCUUGGUGAAGAGAGAAAUCCCACUAGCAAGUAUUACCGUAAUAAAAGAGCAGUCCAAGGGGGCCGUUUAUCAGCAAUUACCAUGGCCCUUCAGUACGGCUCAGAAAGUGAAGAGGAUGCUGCUUUGGCUGCUGCACGUUAUGAAGAAGGAGAGUCGGAAGCAGAAAGCAUUACUUCAUUUAUGGAUGUUUCAAAUCCUUUUUAUCAGCUUUAUGACACAGUUAGGAGCUGUCGGAAUAACCAAGGGCAGCUAAUUGCUGAGCCUUUUUUCCAUUUGCCUUCAAAGAAAAAAUACCCUGAUUAUUAUCAGCAAAUUAAAGUGCCCAUAUCACUACAACAGAUCAGAACAAAGCUAAAGAACCAAGAAUAUGAAACUUUGGAUCAUUUGGAGUGUGAUCUGAAUUUAAUGUUUGAAAAUGCCAAACGCUAUAAUGUUCCCAAUUCAGCUAUCUAUAAGCGAGUUCUAAAAUUACAGCAAGUCAUGCAGGCAAAGAAGAAGGAGCUUGCCAGGAGAGACGACAUUGAGGAUGGAGACAGCAUGAUUUCUUCAGCCACCUCUGAUACUGGUAGUGCCAAAAGAAAAAGGAACACUCUUGACAGUGAGAUGUUGGGUCUCAGGAGGCUAUCCAGUAAAAAGAACAUAAGAAAGCAACGAAUGAAAAUCUUAUUCAAUGUUGUUCUUGAAGCUCGUGAGCCAGGUUCAGGCAGAAGACUUUGUGAUCUGUUUAUGGUUAAACCAUCAAAAAAGGACUAUCCUGAUUAUUAUAAAAUCAUUUUGGAGCCAAUGGACUUGAAAAUAAUUGAGCAUAACAUCCGCAAUGACAAAUACACAGGGGAAGAGGGGAUGAUAGAAGACAUGAAACUGAUGUUCCGCAAUGCCAGGCACUAUAACGAGGAGGGCUCCCAGGUUUACAACGAUGCGCACAUCCUGGAGAAGUUACUCAAGGAUAAAAGGAAAGAGCUGGGCCCACUACCUGAUGAUGAUGACAUGGCUUCUCCCAAACUCAAGCUGAGUAGGAAGAGUGGCAUUUCUCCAAAAAAAUCAAAAUACAUGACUCCAAUGCAGCAGAAGCUAAAUGAAGUCUAUGAAGCUGUAAAAAACUAUACUGAUAAGAGGGGUCGCCGCCUCAGUGCCAUAUUUCUGAGGCUUCCCUCCAGAUCUGAGCUGCCUGACUACUAUCUGACCAUUAAAAAGCCUAUGGACAUGGAAAAAAUUCGAAGUCACAUGAUGGCCAACAAAUACCAAGAUAUAGACUCCAUGGUUGAGGACUUUGUCAUGAUGUUUAACAAUGCCUGUACAUACAAUGAGCCUGAGUCUUUGAUCUACAAAGAUGCCCUUGUCCUACACAAAGUCCUGCUGGAAACUCGGCGAGACCUAGAGGGAGAUGAAGACUCUCAUGUCCCAAAUGUGACCUUGCUGAUUCAAGAGCUUAUUCACAAUCUUUUUGUGUCUGUCAUGAGUCAUCAGGAUGAUGAGGGAAGAUGCUAUAGUGAUUCCUUGGCAGAAAUUCCUGCUGUGGAUCCCAACUUCCCAAAUAAACCUCCUCUUACUUUUGACAUAAUUAGGAAGAAUGUUGAAAAUAAUCGUUACCGGCGUCUUGAUUUAUUUCAAGAGCACAUGUUUGAAGUAUUGGAAAGGGCAAGAAGGAUGAAUCGGACAGAUUCUGAAAUAUAUGAAGAUGCAGUAGAACUUCAGCAGUUUUUUAUUAAAAUUCGGGAUGAACUUUGCAAAAAUGGAGAGAUCCUUCUGUCCCCGGCACUCAGCUACACCACAAAACAUUUGCAUAAUGAUGUGGAGAAAGAGAAAAAGGAAAAAUUGCCGAAAGAAAUAGAGGAAGAUAAACUAAAACGAGAAGAAGAAAAAAGAGAGGCUGAAAAAAGUGAAGAUUCCUCGGGUUCUGCAGGCCUCUCGGGCUUACAUCGCACAUACAGCCAGGACUGCAGCUUUAAGAAUAGCAUGUAUCAUGUUGGAGAUUACGUCUAUGUAGAGCCUGCGGAGGCCAACCUACAACCACAUAUAGUCUGUAUUGAAAGAUUGUGGGAAGAUUCUGCUGGUGAAAAAUGGUUAUAUGGCUGUUGGUUUUACCGACCAAAUGAAACAUUCCAUCUGGCUACACGAAAAUUUCUAGAAAAAGAAGUUUUUAAGAGUGACUAUUACAAUAAAGUUCCUGUUAGUAAAAUUCUAGGAAAAUGUGUGGUCAUGUUUGUCAAGGAAUACUUUAAAUUAUGCCCAGAAAACUUUCGAGAUGAGGAUGUUUUUGUCUGUGAAUCACGGUAUUCUGCCAAAACCAAGUCUUUUAAGAAAAUUAAACUGUGGACCAUGCCCAUCAGCUCAGUUAGGUUUGUUCCUCGAGAUGUGCCCUUGCCUGUGGUCCGAGUGGCCUCUGUAUUUGCAAAUGCAGAUAAAGGGGAUGAUGAGAAGAACACAGACAACUCAGAGGACAGUCGAACUGAAGACAGUUUUAACUUGGAAAAGGAGAAAGAAGAUGUCCCUGUGGAAAUGUCGAACGGUGAACCAGGUUGCCACUACUUUGAGCAACUCCGUUACAAUGACAUGUGGCUGAAGGUUGGUGACUGUGUCUUCAUCAAGUCCCAUGGCCUGGUGCGGCCUCGCGUGGGCAGAAUUGAAAAGGUAUGGGUCCGAGAUGGAGCUGCAUAUUUUUAUGGCCCCAUCUUCAUUCACCCAGAAGAGACAGAACAUGAGCCCACAAAAAUGUUCUACAAAAAAGAAGUGUUUCUGAGUAAUCUGGAAGAAACCUGCCCCAUGACAUGUAUUCUGGGAAAGUGUGCUGUGUUGUCAUUCAAGGACUUCCUUUCCUGCAGGCCAACUGAAAUUCCAGAAAAUGAUGUUCUGCUUUGUGAGAGCCGUUACAACGAGAGUGACAAACAGAUGAAGAAAUUCAAGGGCCUGAAGAGGUUUUCACUCUCUGCUAAAGUGGUAGAUGAUGAAAUUUAUUACUUCAGAAAACCAAUCGUUCCUCAGAAGGAGCCCUCACCUUUGUUGGAAAAGAAGAUCCAGUUACUAGAAGCUAAAUUUGCUGAGUUAGAAGGUGGAGAUGAAGAUAUCGAAGAGAUGGGAGAAGAAGAUAGUGAGGUCAUUGAGCCUCCUUCUCUACCUCAACUUCAGACUCCCCUGGCCAGUGAGCUGGAUCUCAUGCCCUACACACCCCCACAGUCUACCCCCAAGUCUGCCAAAGGCAAUGCAAAGAAAGAAGGCUCCAAACGGAAAAUCAACAUGAGUGGCUACAUCCUGUUCAGCAGUGAAAUGAGAGCUGUGAUUAAGGCUCAGCACCCAGACUACUCCUUUGGGGAGCUCAGCCGACUGGUGGGGACAGAAUGGAGAAAUCUUGAGACAGCCAAGAAGGCGGAAUAUGAAGGUGUGAUGAAUCAAGGAGUGGCCCCUAUGGUAGGGACUCCAGCACCAGGCGCAAGUCCAUAUGGACAGCAGGUAGGAGUUUUGGGGCCUCCAGGACAGCAGGCCCCACCUCCAUAUCCUGGCCCACAUCCAGCUGGCCCCCCUGUCAUACAGCAGCCAACAACCCCCAUGUUUGUGGCUCCCCCACCGAAGACCCAACGGCUUCUCCAUUCAGAGGCCUACCUGAAAUACAUUGAAGGACUCAGUGCUGAGUCCAACAGCAUUAGCAAGUGGGACCAGACUCUGGCAGCUCGAAGACGCGAUGUCCAUUUGUCAAAAGAACAGGAAAGCCGCCUACCCUCUCACUGGCUGAAAAGUAAAGGGGCCCACACCACCAUGGCAGAUGCCCUCUGGCGCCUUCGGGAUUUGAUGCUCCGAGACACCCUCAACAUUCGCCAAGCAUACAAUCUAGAAAACCUUUAAUCACAUCAGUUAACGUUUCUUUUAUAGAAGCCUAAAGAGUUUUGUGGAAUAGUAGCCAUUUUAGUUGCUGGGGGUGGGGGGAGGAACAAAGGAUGAUAAUUUUUAUUGCAUUUUACUGUACAUCACAAGGCCAUUUUUAUAUAAGGACACUUUUAAUAAGCUAUUUCAAUUUGUUUUUGUUAUAUUAAGUUGACUAUCAAAUACACAAAGAUCUUUUUGCAUAUGUCUCCUUCGUUUAAAACCAGUUUCAUAAUUGGUUAUAUAUGUAGAGUUGGAGUUUUAUCUUUUUGUUGCCAUGGAACUGAAACCAUCAAAGGUUUUGUCUUGGCUUGGGGUUUUGUUUUUUUGGAGGUGUUUUGUUUUUAAUAAAAGAACAAUGAAACACACACACAUACACACAGGAGUUUACAGAUUAGUUUAAGUUGAUAAUGAAAUGUGAAGUUGGUUCUAGUUUACAUCUUAGGGGAGUGUACUUGUGUCUGUUUCAUGUGCCUAAAUAUAUUAAGCCACUUUCACAAGAACUGUUUCUUACAGGUGAAGUGAAAGGUUGUUAUUUAGGUUAUACGUGUUUGGCAGACAUGGCACAUUUGCUCUAUUAACUCAGAGGCUCGCUGCAGAAAUCUGAAGUCAGUGCUGUGCAUCCUUCUGCAGCUAGUGUAUCUCCCAGACACCUGGAAGGAGAGAGCACUUUUUCUUGUGCUGAGUUACACAUCUGUGGUGUCAAUUAUUUUUGCAGAAUAUGUGCACAACCCCGACUUAUAUUUAGUCGUGGCAGGUAAGUUUAAGGGUACUUUUGACCUAUUUAUAAUGAAUUCACAAUUUAUGCCUAUACAUGUUAGAUGAUUUAAAAUUUUAUAUCUCUUACAUUGAAAUUCAUCUUGAAGAAAGCAUUGAGGUGUGCAUAGAGGUGAUUUAUCUUUAAACAUAACACCUAACCUAACACAGGGAGGGGAGUGCAUAACCAGAUAUGAGCUGCAUCAGAAGCAUAAUUGUAAAAAUGGAGAUUACCUGCGUAUGCAAAUAGGUUUUAGUAUUCUGUUUCCUCAUCAGACGUGGUAUUUCUUCUAAAUUUCAGUGAUGUACUUCACGAGAAAUUUAAGAUUUUCUAAAAUAUUUUUAAAAUUUAGCUUGUGCUUUUGAAUUUCAGGAGAAAGGAAUCCUAAUUUAAGAAAAUGCUCACAAAAAAGACCAUCACAGAUCCCAAACACUUGGCUUUGAUGACUCUGUCUCUUUUAUAUGACCCCAGAAUAAACAUUGGAGAUAGUGUGUGUUGCACAGGCAAGUAGAAAGCAUCAAACAUGGAGCAGUAUUUCGCUGAGCGUUUUGGAAACCUGCUUUGUAGUAACAGCAUGGUUGCCUGUUACCAUGGUUGUGGUGGACCUGCCACUGCUGUUUGUAAGUGGAAAGACUGACUCUCAGAGUAUUCUUUUUUCUUUCAAUCUGGUAUGAAUUAAUACCUGGAUAUUUAAUUACUAUUCUUACUAAAAUCAUGGGGACAAAAGGGUAUAGAAUGGAAAAAAAGUCUCUUGUAUCUAGAUACUGUAAAUACAGGAGGCCCUUGUAACUUAAUUGCCUAUAGUCAACCACUGGAUCUGUUUGCAUCAAGUAUUUUAAAUAAUUCUGAAUUUUAAAAAAAUGUAUUGCAGUAGUAUGUCAGUACCUUCUUGUUAAAUUGAAUCAGAUAAAGAAAUCUUCAGUUCCUGGUUAUUUGGGCCAUUGAAUCAUCAUGGACUGUAUAAUACAAUCAGAUUAUUUUAUUUCUAGACAUCCUUGAAUUACACCAAAGAACCUGAAAUUUAAUUUUGGUUAAGUUAUUUAUUUAUUUCAUGCACCAUUUUAUUUCCCUCUUUAAGGUCUAGAUGAGACUUCUUGGGAAGCCUCUAAAAACUCUUCACUAUGGGCUACAUGAGGCAUUAGAAGCCAGAGCACUCCUCCUCCGGGCUCCUUCCCAGUGUCUGGAGGUGCUGUAGGAACCAUAGAGCCAGCCGGGGCUUCCCUAAGGCAGUGCAGAGCCGGGCCAGGGGGCCACUGGGCAGGCCCUAAUUAAGUUUUUAAAAAAUAUAUAUAUUUAUUUUAGAAUCAUGUCUUUCUGUAUAUUAACUUAGAAAAUAUCAAUUAAUAUUUAGGGUUUAAGACUUGAGGUCAGCUUUCUUCUAAAAAAGAAACAAAAAAAAAUUCCUGACUUAAGAAAGUACAAGUUAACUAUACAUCUUUUUUUCAUGAGUUUUAGGAACUGUAGUGAUACGGCUUAGAAAGUAUAAUGGCCUAAAUGUUUUCAAAAUGUAAGUUCAUGUGGAAAAGAGUUUUGUUUGUGUGGGAAAAAAAUCAAUAGGUUUAAAAUAGUAUGUCAGUCAACUGAUUUAAAAGGCCUUGAAUUGCUGUCUUUUGAACCCACCCUUCUCUUCCUGUGAGGAAGAAUUGAAAGGGGACACUUCUUUGUGUAAAAUCUCCAAAUUGGUGGUGACUUGAGCUUGAACAUUUUCAGAUCUGAUUAAAACUUGGUUUAUCCUAAUUUCUGUAUCAAAAAGAGGUUUAAGUGGUAACUAGUCUUAUAACAUGUAUGUAUCAUUGUUUGUUCAUCUAAAGCUUUUUAAUCCAAAUAAAAAUGGAGUUUGCAAAGUGA
This is a messenger RNA of Rhinolophus ferrumequinum (greater horseshoe bat), 7863 nucleotides long. RefSeq names its product polybromo 1 (gene PBRM1). Lineage: Eukaryota; Metazoa; Chordata; Mammalia; Chiroptera; Rhinolophidae. The transcript is spliced from 32 exons. Gene Ontology annotation, molecular function: chromatin binding; protein binding. Bases 384 to 5240 code for a protein of 1618 amino acids. Gene Ontology annotation, cellular component: RSC-type complex. Gene Ontology annotation, biological process: chromatin remodeling. The record is from RefSeq and is a predicted model, not a curated record.